AGACAUGUAUGCAGUGUAGAACAUUGUAUAAAAACAUACAAUACAGGGAGAAGGCUUUAGUUCACAUCUCGAGGUGUUACAGUUAUGACUUGCGUCCAGUUUACUGUGAAUGGGGAGCAAUGUUCAGUGUCCUGCGAUGUCCACCGAGAGACGACUCUGUACUCCUACCUGACGUACCACCUGAGCCUCCCCGGCACGAAGGCGAUGUGCAGACAGGGCGUGUGCGGGGCGUGCAUCGUCAACGUGACUGCGCAGAGAGAGACCAGCGGCGCUGUGGAGACUUUCUCUGUUAAUUCUUGUCUAGUUCUCGUGUACUCCUGUGACGGCUGGGACAUCACCACCAUAGAGGGGGUGGGAAAUCGCGUGAAAGGGUACAGUGAGGUUCAAAAGCGCAUCGCAGCGUUCAACGGCACCCAGUGUGGAUUCUGUACCCCUGGGUGGGUGAUGCAAUUAACAAGCCUGUUAGAUAAGGGUCUGAACAUGUCGGAGUUGGAGAAUUCGUUCGGCUGCAACACGUGCCGAUGUACAGGGUACAGACCCAUCCUGGACGCCAUCAAAUCCUUCGCGGUAGAUGUCAGUCCUGCGCUUUGUAAACAGGUUGAAGAUAUAGAAGAACUAACUUGCUUCAAAGAUGUUAACAAAGUUUGCGACCGGAAAUGCUCUACAUGCAGUGACAGUGACUGGAGUCUGGUCAACGCUACAAUCGAUCUCAAGCCUAAGAUACUGGACUUUGGUCAGACCAUAUAUAUUAAAGUGUAUGACGAGGAUCAGAUAUUUAAUAUGAUUACUAGCUAUGCUCGCAAUUCUAAACCAUAUAUGUUAAUUGAUGGAAAUACUGGAAAAGCUGUCCUCCAGGAUUUCGAAUAUCCGCCAGUUCUCAUCGACAUCAGUUCUGUGAGCUCCUUGAAGGCUUAUCACUUUGACCAGAACCUGGUCCUCGGGUCGAACGUCUCUCUAGAAGAUACCAUGGCAAUAUUCAAGAAAUCUGCGUUAAGUAACGACGAAUUUGCAUAUUUGGACGGAUUAGCGAAACAUUUUGAUUUGAUCGCUCAAAUUCCAGUACGAAAGUUAGGAUCGUUGGCAGGAAACAUCAUGCUCAAGCACAGGAACAACGCGUAUCCAUCUGAUGUAUUUCUUGUGUUUGAAGCCAUUGGAGCCACUAUUACAAUACGUGAUCGCAAAGGUGUAAAAACGUCCUAUACGAUGCAGAACUUUCUGAAAAUGAAUAUGGAUGGCAAGUUGAUCGUGAGCUUCCAAUUGCCACCGCAAGGGCCAACUCAUAUAUUUAAAAGCUUUAAGAUAAUGCCGAGAAGUCAAAAUGCAUUGGCGAUAGUCAACGCUGCUUUCAGUGUUAAUUUCGUCAAUGGCACCACUGUUGAUUCAAUCAAUAUUAUAUACGGCAAUAUUUCUGGCAAUUUCAAUCAUGCCCGACAAACAGAAGCUUACUUGAGAGGAAAGAAUUUGUUCAGCAAUCAAGUGGUGCAAGGUGCUAUCAAUGUCUUGAAUAAAGAGAUUGUACCGGUGGAAAAACCUCCGGCGCAGGCGCCGUGGGCAAGAAAGAAAUUGGCUAUAGGACUGUUUUACAAGUUCGUCUUAGGUUUGACUCCUGAUUCAAUUAUAUCUCCACACUAUCAAUCGGGCGGUGACCUGAUCCUACGACCCAUAUCUAGCGGUACACAACUAUACCAAACGGAUCCCAAGCUGUACCCUCUCAACCAGCCAGCAAUGAAACUGGAAGCUGUCAUACAAAGUUCUGGAGAGGCUCAUUACGUUAACAGCAUACCUCGGAUGCCAAACGAAGUGCACGCAGCAUUUGUUUUGUCCACAGUACACAACGGAGCUGUAGAUAGAGUAGACGUUGAACAUGCGAUGACAUUGGAAGGCGUUUUAGCAUUAUAUACGGCUAAAGAUAUACCAGGAAAAAAUUCGUUUACUUUCCCCGGUAUACAACUACAGUUCGAAGACGAAGACAUAUUAGGAGAUCAAGACAUCAAAUACCACGGACAACCUGUAGCAAUUGUGGUGGCUAAAAGUCAAGACUUUGCUGUAAAUGCAGCCAAAAAAGUCAAAGUUACAUACAAGAAUGUGCCAAACACUCCACCAAUUUUAACAAUUAAGGAAGCCAAAAAGUUCAGCGAUAGAAUCAUGACAGGUCCUACAAUCGAGCCGAAAGGCAGGGGAGAAAAUGUUAAAAAAGUUGUUAAAGGAGUGUUAGAACUGAAGGCUCAAUAUCAUUAUUAUAUGGAACCUUUAUCAUGUGUGACGAUUCCUAUUGAUGGAGGCUUGGAGGUUUAUGAUACAUCGCAAUGGUUAGAUUUGACGCAGAUAGCUGUGGCACAGUGUUUGCGUAUGUCUGAAAAAGAUGUCCACGUGAAAGUUCGUCGCAUAGGAGGCGGUUUUGGAGGGAAAAUCAGCCGAAAUGUACAAGUGGCUUGCGCGUGUUCAAUUGUUGCAAAAUUGAUGGACCGCCCUUGUAGAAUCGUGUUGCCACUUCAGACUAAUAUUACAAUUGCCGGAAGAAGAUUGCCAUUCCAGUGUGAAUAUGAGGCCGGUGUAGACGAUGAUGGAAAGGUUCAAUACUUAAACGCGUCGAUCACGGAGGACAACGGGUUUUCUCACAACGAGAACAUUUUGGACUUUGUCACGGGUGGAUUCCCUAGCUGCUACAACACUGAAAACUUCAGCCUGAAAACAUACGGUGUUCUUACUGAUUUACCUUCUAAUACUUUUGCUAGAGCACCUGGUACACUUGAGGGCAUCAUGAGCAUAGAAAACAUUAUGGAACAUAUAGCUUUUGCCGUAAAAAAAGACCCCACUGAUGUCCGAUUAAUCAACAUGAGAAAAGAAGACAACGAUUUACCCGAACUUAUAGCAUUACUAAAAGAUAAGGCAGACUAUGAGAAUAGAUUAAGAUGUAUCAAAGAGUUCAACAAAAAUAAUAGAUGGAUGAAGAAAGCGAUCAAGAUCAACGUAAUGCUAUUCCCAGUAACGUUUUAUGGAAAUUAUACCGCUAUGGUGUCUAUCUACCGUGGUGAUGGUACAGUGACUGUAUCGACUGGCGGUGUUGAAAUGGGUCAAGGUGUGAACACCAAAGCUGCCCAGGUUUGCGCUUAUGAGCUGGGAGUACCACUCGAAACUGUGACAAUCAUUCCCAACUAUUCGUUUGUAGCAGCGAACAACGUAUUCUCUGGCUCCAGUAUCGUCAGUGAAUGCGUGUGUUACUCGGUAAUAAGAGCGUGUGCCAUUAUAAAGGAGAGACUUAGUCCUUUAAAACAGAAAAUGGGCGAUCCAACAUGGCUGGAGUUGAUACAAAAAGCUGGGGAAGAACUUUUGGAUUUGACAGCCACUUACACGAUGACUGAUAAAGAGGAAGAUUUGAGCAACUAUAGCGCAUUUGCUGUUACAGUUUUAGAGGUGCAAUUAGAUGUGAUGACUGGAAACUUUUUAGAAAUCAGAUGCGAUAUAAUAGAAGAUGUUGGAACAAGUGCUAAUCCAAAUAUCGACAUUGGCCAGGUUGAAGGUGGUUACGUACAAGGUCUCAGUUACUUGUCUUCCGAACAUCUUGUCUUCGAUAAAAACACGGGAAAAUUGCUAGCCAACGAUGCUCUCAACUACGAAGUGUUCUUGGCUAAGGACAUCCCGGUGGAUUUCAGGGUGUACUUGCGAUACAACUCAAAGAAUCCUAAGGGUGUAUUGGGAUCUAAAGCCGUGGGGGAAAUGGGCGUAGUCACCACGCAUGGACUCAUCUACGCCAUGAGAGAGUGUAUUAAGGAGUCGCGCAAGGACUCAGGAUACGACCCCAACGAAUGGUUUGAUCUCGAAAUACCUCUAACAACGGAGUCGGUACUCAAGGCUCUGAACGUGAAACUCUCAGAGUUGCUGCUAUGCUAAGAAUAAAUUAAUUAUUUUUUUAAGCGACUCGUUGUUUCAUCGAGAAGAUAACGUUUAACUGAUGAUAUUAACUGACAAUACUAAUAUUAAAUCUAUUUUCGUUUAUUUGAGUUAUACUCAUUCAAACAAAAAAGAACCACCAAAUUCGAACAAAUGAGAACCUGCUCUAGUUAUUGUCGGUUAAAAAAGAGGCCUCGCAGAUGCGUCUACAGAAGACGCCUAGAUUUGUACACAUCACCAUCAUUAUCAUCAUUAUCAACCCAUAUUCGGCUCACUGCUGAGCUCGCCUCCUCUGGGAAUGAGAGGGGUUAGGCCAAUAGUCCACCACGCUGACCCAAUGCGGAUUGGCCGACUUCACACACGCAGCGAAUGUAGAAAUUUCUCUGGUAUGCAGGUUUCCUCACGAUGUUUUCUGUCACCAUUUACGUUUACCCAAGUAAGAGAAAGAGAAUAGUUUUUUUUGCCAUAUUUAUUAGGUAAUUUUCUAACUUGCCAGUAGGUACAAUGUCAUUUAGAAACAGUGUCAGUAGAGGUAACCAGAAAAUGUACAGAUAAUAACAAUUGAUAAACAAGUUACUAACAGUAACUUGGUUACCUACUUGUGUGUUUUCUCUGUUAUCUUAGAACUUAGAAACAGUCAAACGUUAAUUUUUUUAUGUUACUUUACAUACAAAUUCUCUUUAUUUAAUACAAUCAUUUUGCUCUUACAAUUAUUUACAUCAACUAAAUACUAUUUAACUAAAUAACUCGUAACUAACCUAACGUUAAAAUUAAAUGUACAACAACAACUACAAAACAGUAGUUGUAUAUUAUUUUGUAUUUUUAUGACUUGUUUUUUAAUUUUUAGUGUUGUUUUUAAUAAAUUUUUGUUUAAUUUUA
Messenger RNA from Bicyclus anynana (squinting bush brown), 4770 nucleotides. RefSeq lists its product as uncharacterized. Gene Ontology annotation, molecular function: 2 iron, 2 sulfur cluster binding; oxidoreductase activity; iron ion binding. Lineage: Eukaryota; Metazoa; Arthropoda; Insecta; Lepidoptera; Nymphalidae. The record is from RefSeq and is a predicted model, not a curated record. The transcript is spliced from 17 exons. The coding region runs from base 85 to 3891 and encodes 1268 amino acids.